UAUCUAUGAGAAUAACAUUGAGCAAAGAGAAAGGGAAGCGAUAAAGCCAUCCGGCGGCCGGCUAAAACUCGGGAUUUCUUAGCAAGAGGAGCUGGGGAUAUAUUUGAUGUUUUUCAUCAACUAGAGUCUGAAGUCCUAUGUUAAAGGAGGAAGGAAAAUAAGAAGAAAUUAACCAGUACAAUAUCUGUCAAGAUUGACGCUGUCAACAAGAGCCAAUGACAACACUUUCGGACUUAUUUACGUUGAAAAUACAGUAUUUUUCAAUAAAAUGAGUAGAGAUUAAGAAAAAUUUCUACGUUCUGGAAUGUCAACAACAAUUUUUUAACAAGUGUAGAAUCGUAAGGAUUUAUGACAGUCAAGAAUGACAGAAUUCAAAAUUUCACAUUGCGUGAUUCCCGUGCUUUGCUUGAGUGAGCUGUUUGUAAUAGGCUUGCUAGUGUUCAGCCAUGGAUUUCUUUUGACUAGACAGGUUAUUGAUAUUAACUCAACUUGUCAUGGUUUCACCUCAGAUGAAAGCAUUGAUGCUGAUGUGACAAGAAAUAAAGAGCAGCUGGACUCACAGAAUGGGUGCUGGAUGAAACCCUCCUUUGAAAAGGCUGUUAUUCUUAUUAUUGAUGCCUUACGGUAUGAUUUUGCACAUUUCAAUGUUUCUCUGAGGAAAGAUGAUCCCACACCUUAUCUGAACAAAAUGCCAGUGUUUAGAGAGAUCAUGGAUGCAAAACCCAAAGAAGCAAUGUUAGUUCCAUUCAUUGCUGAUGCCCCCACAACCACCAUGCAAAGGUUAAAGGGGCUUACAACAGGUAGCCUCCCUACCUUUAUAGAUGCCAGUCAGAACUUUGCCAGUGAAGAGAUAAGCGAAGACAACAUUAUUGACCAGCUUGUCAAGCAUCAGAAGGAAGUGAUUGUUUUGGGUGAUGAUACAUGGAAUGGCUUAUUUCCCAGAAGAUUUAAAAGAUCGUUCCUGUUUCCAUCAUUCAAUGUGAUGGACCUUCACACAGUAGACAAUGGAAUUCUCCAACACUUGGAAGAAGAAUUGGAGAAGGAUGAUUGGAAUGUUAUGAUUAGCCAUUUCUUGGGUGUGGACCACUGUGGCCACAGAUAUGGGCCCGACCAUCCUGAAAUGACAGCAAAAUUAGCACAAAUGAAUAACGUAGUUAAGAAUGUGGCAGAUCGUAUAGAGAUGGACACACUACUUUUGGUGUUUGGCGAUCACGGCAUGACCAAGACAGGCGACCAUGGUGGAGACUCUGAAGGCGAAAUAACGGCUGCUCUCUUUGCCUACAGUCCUGGACUCAAUAUGGUGCCUGCCAACCCAGGUAGCAUUCAUCCAGUGCAGGUGUCACAAGUGGAUAUUGUUCCCACUCUUGCUCUGGCCCUUGGUGUUCCCAUCCCAUUCUCUAACCUGGGCAAGGUGGUAGAAGAGUUGCUGGCCAAGAAGGGAGAAUCACCGGCGGAAGUCUUAAACAAGAAAGUUCAGGCGCUUGCACAAAAUGUUCAGCAAGUCCAGAAAUACUUGCAGGAAUACAAGAAAGUCGGCAAUGAACUUUUUGGAGAGUUGUGGAAUAGAUUGGAACAAUUGAAUGGGAAAAUUAAUAAAGAUUUAAAUGAGCUUACUACAAGAGAAAAGAAAAUGGCCUAUACUGAAUACCUAAAUGUUGCAAAAAUGAUGUGCGAAACAGUCUGGGCAAAGUUCAACAUAGCAGAAAUGGCAAGUGGUCUUAUUCUAAUGGUUUCAGUUAUGGCACUUAUUGUGUUGAUGGUGCUCAGUCAAGCGAAUGAUGUAUUGGUCUUGAAGAGGCUGCUGCUUCUUACUGUAGGAGUCAAUUCUUUGUUCAUUUUUACUCCUUAUGCCAGUAUUUCAGUGAUGGGAUAUGUGGCAAGUGGAAUGAUAGUUGUUUGGCUAUAUUUCCACCAUAGAUAUUUGGAUUGCAAGAGCUCAGACAUUAACAUCACAGAUGGCUUUUCUCUGUUUCUAACACUAUGCAUAUACCUAGGGAGUUUUUCAAACAGUUAUGUUGUUGUAGAAAAUUAUGUAAUAUCAUUCAUGCUCUUAUCAUUAAUCAUAAUGUAUUCACUUAUUUCCUUUUUAAGGCGACAAAGAAAGAAGAAUAUGAGUACACUAUCUUGGAAGAAUGUAAAAGUGUCUUUAAAUGUCCGCAAUGUUGUAUGUUUUAUGGCUGUAAUUGUCCUGCUGGUGUCUGUACGAGGGAGCUCUUCAUACUGGAAAUGCCGUGAAGAACAGUCGUGGUGUGUUCCCAGCCAGGUUCACACCCCCAUGAAUGGUCUGCCAGAGAGCUUCAGAAACUGGAGAUACUUUACUAGCUUGUUUGCCCUUGUUCUGUUGGUGUGGUUGCCUCGACGAUGGCUCAUUAUGUGUGGCAAUUUGAAUGGUUCAAGGCUUGGAGUUCUUUUAGUGAGUUAUGUCCCAGUCAUUACAGGGGUGUUUGUAGCUGCUCACUGGGCUCUACAGGCUGCACCUCUGCAGAACUCUCCACUCAGUGAGCAUGCUGUAGUCCCUCCACGAUUAACAUUUGCUGUUACUAUAUUAUUUGUUGUAGCCAUGUACUGCAUUCCCUUGCUGAUAUAUGAGGUGCCUCCUAAGAAAAGCUUUGGACCUGUUGUUAACCAUCCUUAUGGCUUUGUACCUCAAGUGUAUCAUAAGCUCAUUGAAAAAUACCAUGAUGGUAACUCCAAGAACUCCAAUAUUCCUGUAGUAUAUGGACUGGCUACAGCAGUGUCUGCCCCAGUGGUAAGCAUAGUGACUGCACUCUUAGUUGUACUGACUAUGCUUGCUGGUGAUGGCUUGGCACCAGCAGUCCUAGUUCUUGUUGUCACUGCAACAUCUUGCUUCGUGGUACACGCUUUGUGUUCAUGGAUGACAGCAAAUAAUAUUGAAACAUUGCUGAAACCAUCUUGGGCAGCCCUCUGUGUCUGGUUCAUCCUGAGUGUUCAUGGAUUCUAUGUAACUGGGCAUCAGCCAACCUUCUCCUCAUUGCACUGGUCUGCUGCAUUUGUAGGAUUUACUGGUGAUUGGGGUGGCAGCAACUUCUUCCCUACUCUCCUUGUGGGCAUCAACACUUUCAUGGCACAGAUUCUCUUUGGUAUAUCAUUGCCAUUAAUUGUGUUAGCGCCACUAGCCAUAGGAGUGGCCUUUCCAAGACUACGAGGCAACAGACUAGAGUCUGAAGAAACAAGUCGAGGAGAGUUCUUAUUGGUGGAUCGGCCAGAGAAAGCUAAGGAGGCAGUCUUGUUUACUGCAGUAUCUUACAUCCUCCUCCAUGCAGCAAAAGUAUUUUGCUCAUCCCUCUCUGCGUUUGUUUUACGACGCCAUUUGAUGGUCUGGAAGAUCUUUGCCCCACACUUUAUUUUUGAGGCUGUAGGAUUCUUGGUGACAUGCUGCUGUGUGGUCCUCAGCACUGUCUUCUUCCUCAGAGUACUGAAGGUCCUGUAUGCAUGGAGUGAGCAGCUCCGCAUAAAGAACACUUAAACGACAAUGUCACAUUGUUCUAAAUUAGAAAUUAUUUUAUGGAAAAGACUGUUGUUAGAGACAUGUGUAUAUAAAUUAAUGGUAGUAGCCAUGUGGUUUUUGUUUUGUCUACUGAAGAUUUGAGAUGUCUGAUUUGUCAUUAGCUAUAUCAUAUUUUUGAUACUUAAGGAAAAAGCAUUUAUAUUGUGCAGUUGUGUCUUUUGUAUUGGAGCAUUGUUGAUCUGAAUAAUUUCAUAUAUAUGGUUAUAUGACAGUGUAUUAUACAGUUUCAUUGAGAGAAUUGUUAUUAACUUAUAUGAAAAUGCUCCUGAGAACUUUUAUACUAUAAAAUGAAAAUGUAGAUAAUAAAUAAUAUAAGAAUACUAUUCAGACCAAAUGUGUAUCCUUGUUCAUAUUUAAUAUUUUGCUCAAUAUUGUUGUAAACAAUACCUGUAUACAAGCUGUGCUACUAAAAGUUCUUAUUACUGGG
Messenger RNA from Penaeus chinensis, 3956 nucleotides. RefSeq names its product GPI ethanolamine phosphate transferase 3-like (gene PIG-O). NCBI's taxonomy places the organism in Eukaryota, Metazoa, Arthropoda, Malacostraca, Decapoda, Penaeidae. The transcript is spliced from 8 exons. Gene Ontology annotation, biological process: GPI anchor biosynthetic process. Gene Ontology annotation, cellular component: endoplasmic reticulum membrane. Bases 362 to 3487 code for a protein of 1041 amino acids. The record is from RefSeq and is a predicted model, not a curated record. Gene Ontology annotation, molecular function: mannose-ethanolamine phosphotransferase activity.